Balaenoptera acutorostrata (minke whale) is the source of this 432-nucleotide messenger RNA. Its product is annotated as 40S ribosomal protein S15-like. Lineage: Eukaryota; Metazoa; Chordata; Mammalia; Artiodactyla; Balaenopteridae. Gene Ontology annotation, cellular component: ribosome; cytosolic small ribosomal subunit. The coding region runs from base 1 to 432 and encodes 143 amino acids. The transcript has a single exon. Gene Ontology annotation, biological process: translation; ribosomal small subunit assembly. The record is from RefSeq and is a predicted model, not a curated record. Gene Ontology annotation, molecular function: structural constituent of ribosome.
AUGGCGGAAGUGGAGCAGAAGAAGAAGUGGACUUUCCUCAAGUUCACCUACCACGGCGUGGACCUCAACCAGCUGCUGGACAUGUCCCGUGAGCAGCUGAUGCAGUCGUACAGUGUGAGGCAGUGGCUGAACCGCGGCCUCCAGAGGAAGCAGCACUCACUGCUGAAGCGGCUGCACAAGGCCAGGAAGGAGGUGCCGCCCAUGGAGAAGCCUGAGUUGGUGAAGACGCACCUGCGUGACAUGAUCAUCCUGACCAAGAUGGUGGGCAGCAUGGUGGGCGGCUACCAUGGCAAGACCUUCGACCAGGUGGAAAUCAAGCCUGAGAUGAUCGGCCACUACCUAGGUGAGUUCUCCAUCACUUACAAGCCCAUGAAGCACAGCCGGCCUGGCACUGGGGCCACCCUCUCCUCCUGCUUCAUCCCCCUCAAGUAG